GUGUGCGGCCCGCAGACAUCCUCGCGGGUGGAAGGUGAAGGGCAAAGCCCUCCGUAACUAUAGAAACCCGGGGGUUGAUGACAGAAAACGUGUUUUAAGUACUUUGGUUUCUAAGGCAUGAUCUGAGAUAGAUGGGGCUUAGUUUUUUAAAAACUGGAAUGUUGAAACUUGGACGUUGUCCCAGAACAUUCAUUGCUUGGCAAAUACAUUAUAGUAAAUUGAAUGUAUUUGGGGGACCAGUCAGACCAUUAAGGACUCAAAAAUCUGUUAAGAGUGGAUGCAGGCUUGGUUUCAGAAGAUCCUUUUCUAGCACGUCGAGGUUCAAAUGAUUUCAUUACAAGCUAGAUGGCUACGACAGGUUUUCUAUGAGGUGUUUUACCAUAAUAAUGCUGGGUAACCCAAAUCUGUUUCUGGAACCAUGAAAAUUUUGCUGGUUUUUGACUUUGACCAUACAAUCAUAGAUGACAAUAGUGACACCAGGAUUGUACAAUGUGCUCCAGAGAAAAAGCUUCCUAUCGAACUACAAGACUCUUAUGAAAAGGGAUUUUGGACAAAAUUUAUGGGCAGAGUCUUUAAGUAUUUGGGAGAUGAAGGUGUAACAGAAGAUGAAAUGAAAAGAGCAGUGACAUCAAUGCCUCUCACUCCAGGGAUGGUGGAACUUUUAAACUUUAUAAGAAAGAACAAGGAUAAAUUUGAGUGCAUUAUUAUUUCAGAUUCAAAUUCAGUCUUCAUAAAUUGGGUUUUAGAAGCUACCAAUUUUCGAGAUGUGUUUGAUAAAGUAUUUACAAAUCCAGCAGCUUUUGAUAGCAAUGGUCUUCUCACAGUGGAAAAUUAUCAUACUCAUUCUUGUAAUAGAUGCCCAAAAAAUCUUUGCAAAAAUGUAGUUUUGGUAGAAUUUGUAGAUAAACAGUUACAGCAGGGAGUGAAUUAUGCACGAAUUGUUUAUAUAGGUGAUGGUGGAAAUGACGUCUGUCCAGUAAUGUUUUUAAAGAAGAAUGAUGUUGCCAUGCCACGGAAAGGAUAUACUUUACAGAAAACUCUUUCCAGAAUGUCUCAAAAUCUUGAGCCUACAGAAUCUUCUGUUGUAGUUUGGUCUUCAGGUGUUGAAAUAAUUUCUCAUUUACUAUUUCUAAUAAAGGAGUAACAUGCCAACAACU
Equus caballus (horse) is the source of this 1157-nucleotide messenger RNA. It is a transcript of the gene PHOSPHO2, whose product is annotated as phosphatase, orphan 2. Lineage: Eukaryota; Metazoa; Chordata; Mammalia; Perissodactyla; Equidae. Gene Ontology annotation, molecular function: phosphatase activity. The record is from RefSeq and is a predicted model, not a curated record.